UAAUUACCUUAGCUUAUUAUAUCAUCAUAAAACUAUGAGCGGCUGUCCUCUACGUAGGGUUUUGAGUUCUCCCCCGAAUUUGUGCGGCAAGAGCAGUGGCGGAUGGCGAACGAAGCAGGUUCGAAAGAGCAAACGAGCAGGGCGUUCCACGACAGGGAUGGUGAUUCUUCGGCAGCGACGGGUGCAGGAAGCAUGGAGAAAUUGGCGAUUCAGUACGACGGGCUCGGCUUGGGGGCUAGAGGAUGAACUCUUGCUGGAUGACGAGGAAGAGGCGGAACUUGACCCUACAACAACGAACAUGGCGGUGGAUACCUUCCCCUUGGUCGGUACGAUCCUCACGAACAAAGUUGUGAAUAUUUUACAGAUUCAAGAGAUUGGGGAAAAGAGGUCAAAGCUUAUUGUGAGAGAGAGUCUCCUUAAGAGAGGGGGUCGAAGCUUAUUGUGAGAGAAACCCAUGGAUGUCUAGCAAAGGACGUGAGUGAAUAGCAUCCCUAAGGAUUACAUCCUUUUUCAGGUUCCAGAACUAUAACUAUUGAUGAGGAAGAAUGCACGGACGGCUUUAUGCAGGUGAAUAGACGAAAAAACAAACAUAAGAGUGUGGUCUAGAUCCCUAACACAGAACAAAAAGCUCAAUUAUUUUAUGAAGUGGGAUGGACAUCAUACCCUAUGGUCACACGAAGUCAAUCCCGCUACCCACAAGAUGACUUAGACUACUUCCUUUACCCUAAAGUCUCAUAUACAAAAAGUGAAAAUGAGCGACUUUUAUACUUGUAAAUAUCUCUUGUACAUUUUAUUGUAUAAUACAAAGUCACAUACUACCUUCAUCCCUUAAAACUUUGCCAAAAUUAACCGACACGGAGAAUAAUAAAGUAAAAACUGUGUGAUUGAGGUUUGUGCAGAGGAGAGAGAAAUAACAGAAACCACAAAAAAAUUGAUUAAAAGGGAAAGUGGCAAAGUUUUUUGGGACGUCCCAAAAAGUAAAGAUGGCAAAGUUUUAAGGGACGGAGGGAGUAUAUAUUAUCAGAUUGACUCUUUGUGUUAUGAGUUUAGAUGAGUGUACAAGAGUGUUAUGGGCUCGUGAUCCAAGAAGGGAUCAAGCUAUGUUUCCCAAAUAAGUCUCACAGGUUUAUCUCAUACAAUACUCGAUAAUAUUUGAAUCGCUCAAAUUUACUCACACUUUACAAAUUAAACAUUGAC
Molecule: messenger RNA, 1197 nt
Organism: Cuscuta europaea
Lineage: Eukaryota; Viridiplantae; Streptophyta; Magnoliopsida; Solanales; Convolvulaceae
Source: the annotation of a GenBank genome assembly